UGGCACAUAGCCUCCAAUCUAAAGGGCCAUGGUGGACACCUUACAUCACUUCCUUUCCUUCACAGGUCCUGGCCACCUCAAUCAUCCUGUCUGCUCCUUACUGGAGUAAGACAGACAGGGAGACUAAGAGAAAGAGAGAGUAUAUGUUUUUGUUCUAGGCCAGAAAGGCAUGCUCCUGCCUCAGGAUGUUGCCUGUAAAACUGAAGAAGUGGGUUUCCUGUGGAGGAAACGAUCACAGAAUAGACAAGGCUGGGUCCAGACACCGUGUUCCAAACAUUUCGUGAGUACAGGUCACCCAGCUGCAGAGAGGGCAGCACGCUUCUGUGGAACAAAGCUGGCUCACAGCUGCAGAGAGGCAUUUGUGUCUGUCCUUGAUGGAUCCUGGAUGCUUUUGGAGACUGGUUGACUGACAGAUCGUACGGGAGAAUGCAUAUAUGAACAAUAUGCAACGGAAAAAGUGGAUACAAUAAACUGAUAAACAACUCAGACUUUUGCUUCGAGUGACUGAAUGGCAGAGGUGGAAUGUAACAAAGUACAUUUAUUCAAGUACUGUAUUAAGUACAGAUUUGAGGUACUUGUACUGUACUAGAGUAUUUUUGUGUUACUUUCUACUUUUUCUCCACUCCAUUUCAGGGAGAAAUAUUGUAUUUUUUACCCCCCCCUACUAAUCUGACUGCUUUAGUAACUAGUCACUUUACAAAUUAAGAUUUUUGCACACAAAACACAUGUAGACUAUAAAAUACAAUGCUUUAUUAUAAAUUAAACUACCCAACGAUGUAACAGCCUACUAUACAAGUCCAGCUAAAUGAUGCAACGAUCAAACAAAGAACUGAUUUGAUGAUGUGCAGUUUCUAAAAUGUGAGAAUCUUUCAGCGUUGAGUGCUUUGACUUUUAAUACUUUAAGUACAUUUUCCUAAUGAUACUUAAAUACUGUUACUAAAGUAAAAUGCAAUGUUUACAGUGUGGAAAUAGUACCAAUCCAUCAACCUGCAAGUACCUCUAGUUUCCCCAUGUCUGGCGCUUGACCAACAGAGACAUGUCCAAUGACAGCUGCAACCUCCCGUUGGACACGGACACAUUUGGCCUGACCUGUAUCUAUGGCCUGAUCUUCUCUUUGGGUCUCCCCAGCAACCUGCUGUCUCUCUGGGGACUGUACCACCUGGGUCGCUCCGGUGGAGGAGGUUGCCAGCUGGUCUACAUCCUUAACCUGCUGCUGUCAGACCUCCUCCAGCUGCUCACCCUGCCACUGUGGAUCCUUUAUCUCCAAGGUGGCCACCGCUGGCCCUAUGGACAGCUAACCUGCGAGCUGGUGGGCUACGUGUUUUACGUAAACGUCUACGCCAGCGUCAUGUUCCUGUGCCUGAUAGCGCUGGACCGCUGCCUGGCCAUCGUGUACCCGCUGAGCAGCCGCAGUGUGCGGACUGUCAGGGUGGCAGCUGUGUCCGGCGUGGCCGUUUGGACCCUCACCUUCCUGUUCUGUCUGAGCGGGCUGCUACCGUCUGUGUUUGACUCGGAGAGACUGCUGUGUCUGGAGCAGUACCCCGUCAGCCCCAGAUAUGCCCACUUCAAGAUCACCACCGUGGCCCUGGGCUUCCUCCUGCCAUGUUCCAUACUUGGCUACACUUCUGCCCACAUUGGAGUGACACUCCGACGAUCUCCUUCCCUCUCCGACCACGAGCGGCACAAAAUCGUAGGCAUACUAGUCGUGAUCACCGUCAACUUCAUCGUUGUGUUCGGACCCUAUCACCUCGUGGGCGGAUACCGAUUUGUGUCCUUGCUGCUGACUAAUGAGCCCUGUGGAUUUGAGCGUUCCAUUUUCCUCAUCUAUCGCCUGUGCUACGGCCUGACCAGCCUCAACACCCUGCUGGAUCCUCUCUUCUACAUCUUCCUGUGCCCUGAUGCCCGGCUAGAGCUGCAAAGAUCCCUGCCAUGUUUGGGAAGGGGGCAAAAUGCCAGCAAAAAGAUUGCCCUCAGUUUCAGAGCUCACCCAGACAACAAGAGGGAGAGUGAAACUGGACAUAAUAGUCUUCUAGCAAUAUAACUUGGAUUUGACCACAGAGCAGACUCCUUGGAUUUAGUCAAAGCAUUUAUGCCACCCAGUGGAAAUGCACGCUCCAGUUUGCAACUCUCAGCGAAUCCGUCAUUUGUGUUUUAACCUCCUGUGCUGAAACAAUUGGACUUGUUGACCUGAAUACAGUUUUGGUGGGACAAAAAUACACAGAUCUCAAAGUGCAAAGACUCAAAGUGCUGCUUACAUAAACUCAACACUUAAUUUAGUAGAAAUAUAUCAGAAACCAAUUCUUUUGUGAUAACCAGUGAUACAGAUACCUUCAAAGAAGACAUUUACAUCAUCUGUUUCACCUAUUUACUACAUCUGUUUUUCAAAGAGUGUAUGGAAUUGAACCAACAUUUUACAAAAAAAG
Messenger RNA from Etheostoma spectabile (orangethroat darter), 2423 nucleotides. Its product is annotated as probable G-protein coupled receptor 132. Gene Ontology annotation, cellular component: membrane. NCBI's taxonomy places the organism in Eukaryota, Metazoa, Chordata, Actinopteri, Perciformes, Percidae. The transcript is spliced from 3 exons. The coding region runs from base 1037 to 2041 and encodes 334 amino acids. Gene Ontology annotation, molecular function: G protein-coupled receptor activity. Gene Ontology annotation, biological process: G protein-coupled receptor signaling pathway. The record is from RefSeq and is a predicted model, not a curated record.